Messenger RNA from Neolamprologus brichardi, 1000 nucleotides. The record is from RefSeq and is a predicted model, not a curated record. Lineage: Eukaryota; Metazoa; Chordata; Actinopteri; Cichliformes; Cichlidae.
UUCUUUUGCUGCUGGUUCAGUCAAUAUUGUUUGGAUGAAUGGUGCCAUCACUAAGGGUUAUGAGGAAGAUGUAGGAAACAAAACAUCGGUUUAUGUUCACACAGCCCAGUCCAUCACGACAUCACUUUACUUGCUCAAGAAGUACGGGUACAAAUCUGCCCCUCAUGACGAGGGUAUAAAAUAUGUGUUGAUUCCAGAGGGGAUGAGGGAUUUCCAGUGGCUAAAGGCUCUUCUGAGAGGAGAAAAGGUCUCUGCUGGCCCAUACCGCAAUAAACUACCAAGGACCUACUAUUCAGGGCAAUACAAUGAAAGUCGUUUCUACGUUCUGCACCAGGACUUCCUCCGAUAUGUGCGGAACAGGUUCUUACCGUCAUCUCGUCUGAAUAAAACAUCCUGGGCUGCAGUCAGACCAACCAACGGGGCAUUCACUGUCUUCUUGGCUCUGCACACCUGUGACAUAGUGGAUGCAUAUGGAUUUAUGACUGACGACUAUGUCAAAUAUCCUAACUACUAUGUUGAGAAAAAGAUGAGCAAAGUCAUUUUCUACAUCAACCAUGACUACAAUUUGGAGAAGAAUACAUGGAAAGACCUGCAUAACAGGAAAAUAAUCAGGCUGUAUCAAAGAACUGAGUCAAAAGCAAAGAACUAAAAGCAACACUGACAUGAUCAAGAUUUCUUUUUUGUUGGAUUUUAGUGGUUGACUUUGCUUUUAUAGUAAAUUUACAUUUCUAGAGGUUUAAUGGGGAAAGAAGUUCUGAUUUUAUUGUGGCUGUUUGUUUUGAUGUUACAGUUUUUCUCUGUUAUUUUAUUUUCUUAAUUAGUUCAAAAGUUGUAUCUUCCAGAAAAAAUAUUUUUUGUGAAACACAAAAUGUUCAAUGAAAUACAACAAGUUUUGUAUAGAGUUGUUUGAUGCAUCAAUGACAUCACAAUGACAGCUCAAAUGAUCUGUAACAUCUGUGUACAUUGUGCAUGUAAUUUUAUGUAGGAAAUAAAGCUGACU